Messenger RNA from Porites evermanni, 2050 nucleotides. The record is from the annotation of a GenBank genome assembly. NCBI's taxonomy places the organism in Eukaryota, Metazoa, Cnidaria, Anthozoa, Scleractinia, Poritidae.
UUAAUAAGCAUAAACGUGAGACACUAACACAAGAAUAGUUCCGCUCUGACGGCAAAAAUGAAGCUGUUUGCCUCGUUUUUUCUACUUGGCCUAUUGGUCGUCACAUUUACCCAUAGACUGCCAGAUGAACAAAGCCUGCGAGAGAAGAGAUGGUUUUGGCCACAGGUAACCUUUGUAGAGAUUAAAAAUCAAAUAUUCAUCUCAAACAUUGGAACAAAAUUAGCUUGAAAAAUUGUGCCUGAAAUAUAACAUGUAAGAAAAAUAUAGUGUAAAGAUCCUUUUGUUCAAGCCAAGCUUGGUCAUUCCUUGUUUUCAAAUGCAAUACGUUAAUUACGGCCUUAUUUUUUAAGAAAUCGAGAAAAAAUCUGCUCAACGAAAAUUCUUGUAUGCAAGAAUGUCCUUCAACUGAAUCAAACUGUCCGGCUGAACAUAAAUUUUAUGAAAAAUCUCUUUAUUCUUAUGUCUUUAACAGAGAUAUUCUCCAUAAUAACGCAGGUUUAAUCUAUUCAUCGAUGACCGCGACUGUUUUGCAAACUUCGAUGGGAAGGUUUCUUUAGGAGAGUAUUGCGAAAAAAAAUUCGACACAACCUAUACUCGUAAAAUUGUUUAAAGAGAAGAAGACCCUUUUUAACUUUCUUUUCUUGUCAAAUCUGCCUGCAGCCAUAUUCCGCCCGAAUAAUUCACUGUCCUAUCCCGCCCCGAUUAGCAGCCUAAGUGUCUCCGAAAAAGGUGUUAAACUAAUGGAAGAAUAAGUGAAAUAAAGGUUACUGAUCACUCUUGGAAGAGAAUGAAUAGUGGUUAUCAAUUUAUGUCAUUCUAUGGUAGGACCAAUCGGUUACUUUCUCGAAGAUGUGACAAAAUCAUUACCGCACUGUUUUAAGAGAGUUACUUGCUAUAAUUACACUAUACAGGUUGUAAUUCAACGGAAAUUCCGCUUUUAUAGGAGUUAGCUAGGCGCUCCCAGUAGCCAAUUAGCACAAGGUUCCGUGCCUAUAAUAUAUGGUAUAUUUUUAUUCUGUUUAUUAAUUACCUAUUGGAAAUAAUGAUGAUUGCUAAAAGCCCGAAUGCAGUUGUCAGUUUCCUUUUUCAGAAAUGUACUAAGGAUUCAGAAUGCGGAGAGGGCCGCUGUUGUCUCAAUCCUAACUACUUUGGAUUCUGUACGUCAAAACCAGGGAUAGAUGACUCGUGCAACCUUGUGGUAUGCAAAUUGUAAAAGCGUAGAUUGGGAGUCCUAGGCUGCUAUAGAUCUUCCCCUUCGACCUCUUUCCCCCGCCUUUUAAGAACUGAAGAAGAUCACACUGGGGCAUGAAAUAACCUGAGCAAGCAAAUAUUGAGGAUCUGUGGAAAGGCAUGACUUAAGUGCGGCGUUCUACGAAGACGUUUAAUUGCUUUAUAUGAACGCACCAUCACAAUUUUCUGGUAUUAAUGAACAGUAAAAUAAAACGUUCUUUUUUUUUGAAGAUGAAGGUCUGAGCAAGAGGUCCAUAUCACAAUGAUAGAUUAAACACGUCUAGCUUUUCUCAGGCCAAAGUAAAUACCGUAAAAUUCCGAGAAUAUGCCCCUCCAUGUAUAAGCCCCUCCAAAUAUAAGCCCCCCCGGGGGACUUGUACUUGGAAAUUGCCCUCAAAUACAAAGAAAAACAAAGCAAAAACGGUAAAUUUCCUUCCAACUAUAAGGCUAGCCCAAUCGAUUUUGAAACGCAAAUUUCCCUCCGUAGAUAAGCCCCUCCAAAAAUAAGCUCCUCAAAAAGGGCCUUCGAAAAAUAUAAGCCCCGGGGCUUAUUUACAGAAUUUUACGGUAUCGCUUCUCAAGGCCACCUUAAAUGGUUAACAAUAAACUCGCUGAAUGGAAAUAUAUGAAAUGACUCAUAUUUUGGACUGCGGAUAAAGAUAUAAAAGUGGAAAUGCGAGGAUCAUUUCCUUUUUCAAAAUAAACUCGCUGAUACUAUUUUCAGGGUUUUACAAGAUGCUUCUGCAAAGACGGUCUGUCCUGCCAGACAGUAAAGAAGUGGCGAUGGGGAACCACAACUUUAGCCUGGAAUCGCUGCCGG